AUGUCCUAUGAUCCUGAGACCAGAUUGGCCCUCAGUCAGUGCUCUUUGGAUGGGAAUACAGGGGUUUAUAGUUCUUGUGAGCCUCACUGCUUUUCCUUUCUGCAGUUGAGAGAGUUUCAGAAGAAGAACAACCUUGGUGUUCCUUCAGAAACGAAGAAGAAAAAGAAGACUAAACAUGGCAGUAACCCUGAGACAACCACUUCUGUUGGUUGUCACUCGCCUGAGGAGAUUCAGGACAUUCUGAAGGUGCUGGUGUCCGACCUUAACCGCUCCAAUGGGGUCGUGCUGCCCCCGUUGGACGAGUGGAAGGCGCCCAAAGACCGCGCCCCUCCUGCAGAACCACCUGCUGAUGACACCAUGUCCCCUGACGGUGUCCUUUAUCAAAGUGCUAGUCCCCCCCGUGUCACUAGCAUGGCAUCAACUCAGAACUGUGUUGCUGAAAAUGGUCCUAGUCCUAUGGAUGAAAACACAUUUUCAUCUACUGAGGGCCUGCGUCAGCUUUCACAACAACUCAAUGGCCUUGUUGCCGAGUCACCCUAUGUCAACGGGGAGGGACUCGCAUCGGCUGAUACAAAGGCGCUGGAGGAACAACAGAACCGGGAAACACUGGACCAACUAGGAAAAGAGAAAGAGGAAUGUGAACAAAAGAUUGCGAAUGAAAGAGGGUCUCUAAGAAAACAGCUACAGGUUCAUAUCCAGACGAUAGGGAUACUAGUAUCUGAGAAGUCAGAAUUACAGUCAGCCCUGUACCAUACUCAACAUGCAGUCAGGAAAAGAGAAGGAAUGGCGGAGGAGUUUGCUGGUCGCCUGCAGUCUUCCCAGCAGCGCAUCAAAGAAUUGGAGCGGAUGGUGUCUACCUUGUCCACGCAGCAGAAACAGGCAACCAGGCAGAAGGAUGAAUUAACCAAAGACCGAGACACCCUCACGGUGGAGCUCGUGAAGAGAAACUGUAUCAUUGAUGAUCUGAAGCAGCAGAAGUCAGAACUGGAGGAGAAGCUUCGGGUCUUGGUGACCGAGAAGUCUACCAUGCAGACCGGGAUCGAGGAGCAGCAGAAGAAGCUGGAGAUGUCGGAGCUCCUGCUGCAGCAGUUUUCUAGACCUGAAACUCCUGAUGAUAGCAGGCAGCAGUUACAGCAGGCCCUGGACGAGCAGGCACAGCUGGAGACAUAUGUGGGGCAGCUGCAGGAUUCGCUGAAGCAACUGCAGGUAGAGAGAGACCAGUACGCAGCAAACAUAAAAGAAGAAAACGCCAUUUGGUGCCGAAGGAUGCAGCAGAUGACAGAGAAGAUGCGCAAGUUAAGUGACGAGAAGGAUCACAGCAUGAAUCAGGUGCGGGAGCUGGAGGCCAGCUUGGCUGAACUGAGGAGCCAGAUAGCUGCUCCCCCGCCCAAGAAGCCCCCAGCAGGGCUCUCAGAGAUGGAACAGCAGCUUAAAGCUGAGACUGAACAGCUACAAAAGGAACUGGAGAGCCUGGCAGGGCAGCUGCAGGCCCAGGUACAAGACAACGAGGGUCUGAGUCGCCUGAAUCGGGAGCAGGAGCAGCGGCUGCUGGAGCUGGAGCGUGCGGCCGAGAGCUGGGAUCAGCAGACUGAACAGCAGAAGCAAAUUCUGGAGAACAUGCAGAAUGACCGCGUCACCAUCAGCCGCGCUCUCUCCCAGAACCGUGAGCUCAAGGAACAGCUGGCUGAACUGCAGAAUGGCUUCGUCAGGCUGAGCAAUGAGAAUAUGGAAAUUACCAGCUCACUGCAGUCAGAGCAGCACACCAAGAAGGAGCUGGCCAAGCAGCUGGGCCAGCUGCAGGAGAAGCUGACGGAGCUGAAGGAGACGAUGGAAUUGAAGAGCCAAGAGGCCCAGAGUCUGCAGCAGCAGCGGGACGAGUAUCUGAGCCACCUGCACCAGCAUGUGGCCGCCUGUCAGCAGCUGGCCGCUGAGAAAGAGAUGCUGCACAAGCAGGUCCUGAUGCAGACCCAGCUCAUUGAUGAACUGCAGCAGCAGGAAAUUCAGGGCAAGGCGCAGGCCGACAUGGUCCGCCAGGAGUUGCAGGAGACCCAGGGGCAACUGGAAGCUGCCAACCAGCAGAACCAGAAGCUACAGGCCCAGCUGAGCCUGAUGGCUCCGCCUGGGGAAGGAGAAGGACUGGACAGUGAGGAGGAGGACAAGGAGGCUCCCCAGCCAAAGCUGAGCAUACCAGAGGACCUAGAUAGCCGAGAGGCCAUGGUGGCAUUUUUAAACUCGGCCUUAGCCAGUGCUCAGGAGGAGCAGGCAGAGCUGCGUGGGCAGCUGAAGGAGCAAAAGCUGCGCUGCCGGCGCCUGGCUCAGCGGGCAGCCCCGUCCCCGCGCGAGCUGGAGGAGGCCCCAGGCCCCAGCAUUGGAGUGGACAGCGUGCCUGUGGAGACCCAUCAGACCCUCCAGGUGGCCAUGGACAAAUUGCAGAGCCGCUUUACAGAGCUCAUGCAGGAGAAGGUGGAUCUGAAAGACCGUGUGGAGGAGCUAGAGCAUCGGUGCAUCCAGCUCUCUGGCGAAACGGAUACGAUUGGGGAAUACAUCGCCCUGUACCAAAGCCAGAGAGCUGUGCUAAAGCAGCGGCACCGGGAGAAGGAGGAAUACAUCAGCCGGCUGGCUCAGGACAAAGAGGAGAUGAAGGUGAAGCUCCUGGAGCUGCAGGAGCUAGUGUUACGCCUCGUGGACGAGCGUAAUGAAUGGAACAUGAAGUUCCUGGCGGUUGCCCAGAACUCUGCUGGGGAGCCCACUCCAGCGCCCCAAGCCGCCCUGGAUAUUGGUGCUGAUGACAGCCCGAAUGAUCUUCAUGAAGUGAGCCUCGCUGGCAGUGGGGAGCCUGUUCAGGGCGAGGCCAGUCGGGGCUUGGCUACCCCUGAGAACCCCACUGCGCAGCAGAUAAUGCAGCUGAUCCGGGAGAUGCAGAGCCCUCAGGAGCGCCCAGGCUUGGGCAACAACCCCUGCAUCCCCUUUUUUUAUCGGGCCGAUGGGCAAAACGAAGUCAAGAUAAUGGUUGUGUAACACCUAACACACCAAGCCUGGACCAUCCCCACCCAUCAUCCCUGUCACUCCUUCCCGGUUACCCCUCCCGUCACUCCUUCCUGGUUACUCCUUCCCGGUUACUCCUUCCCGUUACUCCAUCCCUGUCACACCUUCCCGGUUACCCCUCCCGUCACUCCUUCCCGGUUACCCCUUCCCUGUCACACCUUCCUGGUUACCCCUUCCCUGUCACACCUUCCCUGUCACACCUUCCCGGUUACCCCUCCCGUCACUCCUUCCUGGUUACUCCUUCCCGUUACCCCUUCCCUGUCACACCUUCCCGGUUACCCUUUUACCCCUGGAUUAGUAAGAUCGGACCCCUAAGGAAGGGGCAUAUGAGCUCCCUGCCCAUCUAGGGGAGAUACAUUAUAGAUUCCUGGGCACCCUGGCCAGGGCUGUCUUAAUAACCUCUGGGCUAACAGUCCCAGAAAAAUAAAGGUAGUUAUUGUUAUUUAGGAGGCUCCUCUUCACCCCCACCAAGAAGCCCCUGCAUCCUCUAUUGAGAGGCACUUUGGGGUGUAAGUGCCCCCCUCGCCCAGUUUGACACCUGGGCAGCACUUGGGACGGUUGGGGCUCACAGGCACGGGCAUAAGCUGGUGUAUAUAUACACCCUCAGUGUAUAUAUUAUCUGUAACAAUUUAUAUAUUCGGGAGUAGGCAGCCGCCUGUAUUAUAUAACAAGAGGUUGGAGCUGGCAAAUGGGCUAUUUGUAUUAAAUAUUUGGGGGUGGGGGGAAAGUUAUUUAUUGAAAGAAGACAGAUGGAGACAGCGAUGAGGGUUAUGCCCGGGUGAUAUCACUCUUGUUUUUGUUUUUUAUUUCGGAAUAAAUGGAUUUAGUGAUA
This is a messenger RNA of Hipposideros armiger (great roundleaf bat), 3877 nucleotides long. It is a transcript of the gene GOLGA2, whose product is annotated as golgin A2. The record is from RefSeq and is a predicted model, not a curated record. Lineage: Eukaryota; Metazoa; Chordata; Mammalia; Chiroptera; Hipposideridae. Bases 1 to 3018 code for a protein of 1005 amino acids. Gene Ontology annotation, biological process: Golgi organization. The transcript is spliced from 26 exons. Gene Ontology annotation, cellular component: Golgi apparatus; Golgi cis cisterna; cis-Golgi network. Gene Ontology annotation, molecular function: protein binding.